Messenger RNA from Seminavis robusta, 438 nucleotides. Lineage: Eukaryota; Bacillariophyta; Bacillariophyceae; Naviculales; Naviculaceae. The record is from the annotation of a GenBank genome assembly.
AUGGUAGGCGGAAAGGGCUGGGAGAACAAUGAUUUCCUCGACUCGUUAGGGGGGGGCGAUGAAGACCGUGAGCAAGCGCAACAGAACUACGAACAAUUCAAAGAAACACGUGAAUCUUUUAAUCAGAGACAAGCAGAACGGAUGAAAUCUCCUCAAGCCCAAGCAUUCCUCAAACAGCAACAGUCACGCGCGCAGCAGGAAUCCUUCUUUGAUGAUGAUGACUCGCUGGAGGAUGAGUCGUAUGGCGAUCUUGGAGUCAGCAGCGGAGGAUCUCGGUUCCGCAACUUGAUGCAAAAGUCUCAACAAAUGAAGCGUGGAAUGGGUGGAGGUGGUGCUUCCUUUGUCGACCCGUCCACAGGGUUGGAGCAAAAGUUUGUGGUUCCUCUAGAGCCAGAUGAAGGAGCCUCGGAUAACAAUACCGACGGGGAGCUGGAGUGA